This is a messenger RNA of Parnassius apollo (apollo), 942 nucleotides long. Lineage: Eukaryota; Metazoa; Arthropoda; Insecta; Lepidoptera; Papilionidae. The record is from the annotation of a GenBank genome assembly.
AUGGACGCCCAUAUUAUGGAUGGUAGUGAGAAAAAGAUAGUGCGCAAAGGGCCGCUGCCUGGAGGUCGCCAGGGCGCGUCUGGAGCUGGCGCUGGACGCGACAGCAUGCGAACCGCCAGCCGAGCGCGGGGUGUUGCAAGACCACCUAGCAGCCCCCCGCAUCCAUCAUCCCCACCAGAAGGCUUGGUGUCGGCUGGGUCUUCUCGGACUCAGCAAGCGGCACCCGCCGCUGGUGGAGCACGUCGCAUGCGUUGGCCUAAAUCAAUGAAUGAAAACGCACUGCGGGCGUAUUUUAGGGCAAUAGGGGAAGAAACUGGAUGUUUGGCAUAUCGGGCUCGGAUGCAUCGCUUUUUUGCAGAGCUGGAGCCAUCUCUAUCCGUCACUGAGCAAAACCUGGCAGACCGAGUUAGGUACAUCCUGCGCUCCAACAUAUUUGGUGACGCCGAACUCGAGCGACUACGACGUGAGGCUAUUCCUUCAUCGAAUGGAAAUGCUACGGCUGGGAAUGCGGCGCCACUAGAUGCGCAACAAACUGCAUAUAUGGAUGCUGCCGUCAACAUUCCAUUUGUGGCUAAUUCAGACGAUGAUGGAAUAGUCUCCCACGAACUAGAGAAAGUGAGGAGCAUAUUGGAAGAAUCGAUGCUGGAAACGCGCAGCAUGCCUCUCGAAAAUCGACCGCGACUUCCCCGCAUACCCCUUAGCAAGCAAAAUCGGGCUGUCGUGCGGGCUCUUAAACCAAUGCUGGUGACCUAUUUGGAAGCCAGCCGGGACCUUUGCGAGACGGAUUCAAUUCUUUUUGGCGCCGUACUGGCAGUAUGCCGUAUUAUUGGCGCCAAACUCCCGUGGCUGGACGUGCUACUCAAAAAAGUAGCGCCAUCCCAGCCUGGAGAAAAAGAAUUGAGGACCGUAUCGCAAAGGCAAGGGCCCUUAUCGGCAGACUGA